AUGGUCAAGGUCGCUUAUCUUGGAGGUGAAACUAGCCCUGAGGAGAGCAGGCGUUUGCCAUGGCAAGAAAGUGUUCUUGUAGACGCGUAUGUGGGCAAAGAUUAUUCUUCUGCCCAGGAACAAAUGGAAGAUGACAUGAAAACGUACUAUAGUCAGAACAGUACAGUGUCGCUGGCUCAGUCCCUGGGUGUGGGGCAACUUGUUGCAGUACACGCCGAAGAAGAUGCCUGGUUGCGUGCUCGGAUAAUUUCUCUAGAAGACAACAGAAUCAAGGUGUGCUAUGUUGAUCACGGCUUCAGUGAGUACGUGGAAAGCAGCAGUGUGUACAAGCUACAGAAACAGUUCCAGUUGCUUCCGUUUCAGGCUGCAAAAUGCAGACUGGCAGGACUGGAAGUGUUCUGUGAUGAUCCUGUCCUAGUAAAGACUGUGGAAUUGCAGACAUGCUCCAAGAUACUUGCUGUGGAAAUACUGGAAAAGAGUGAUACCCCUCUUCUUGUUCUCUACGACACUUCCGGAGAAGACGAUGUCAACAUCAAUGCUACAUGUCUGAAGGCAUUGUAUGACAAGUCCCUAGAACUGCACCUACAGGUAGAUGCACUAUACACAAAUGUCAGAGUAACCAGUGUCUUCUCUGACGGAAGCCUGUAUUGCCAAGUGCCAUCUAAAGGCUUGUCCAGGCUUUCUGAAGUCUCCCAGAAGCUGGAAGACUACUUCCAUUACAAGCAGACAUCCGAGUGUCAUGUGUCGCUGCCUUUCUGUGGCAAAAUCUGCUUGUUUCCUUCCAAGGGAAAAUGGGCGCGUGUCGAGAUAAGAAUUAUUCACACUAGGCGGGCACUUGAUGUGCAGUUCAUGGAUACCGGGACAGUUGCAACCGUGAAAGUGUCAGAGCUUAGAGAAAUCCCAGCCCAGUUCCUGAGAGAAGUAAUUGCAAUACCUCCCCAGGCUGUGAAGUGCUGCCUAGCAGACCUGCCUCCUUACACUGGCAUGUGGACUCCAGAUGCGGUGCUGUGGCUCAGAGACACUGUAAUGAACUGUCCUGCAUUCAGCAUGAAGGUGGUUAAACAGGAUGGUUCGAAGGGAACUGCACACAUUUACUUGUUUGCUCCAGAGAAGUUCCCAGAUGUGGAUCGCAGUGUCAACCAACAGAUCAAAAAUGCAGAUUUGUGGAAGCAUCAGAAAGAUGUUUUCUUGAGUGUUACACCCAGUGGGAUUAGCUCCACAAAGGUGGCGGGUGAUGCUGUGUCAGCUCUACGCGUGACCGGUGGAAGGCUGGAGAAGAGUUUGUCUGAUCCAGGCAGAGAACCCGGCAGUGCAGGGUCUACCACUGAUACGCCGCCGCCUCUACCCUCGCUGAAGACCGGUGAGCUCAUGGAUGUCUAUGUCUCAGUGGCCUGCCAUCCAGGUCACUUUAUUGUCCAGCCUUGGAAAGAGCUACAUAAUCUGGAAGCCCUGAUGGAAGAAAUGAUCCUGUACUACAGCAGGGCAGAAGAGAAACCUGUGAACGUUGAAAAAAACAAGCUGUACGCCGCUAAAAUUGAAAAUCAGUGGUACAGGGUCAUAAUAAAAGGAAUUCUUAGAAAUGGGUUUUUGUCGGUGUAUGAGCUGGACUACGGCAAACACGAGUUCGUAAGCGUGGAGAAAGUCCAGCCGCUCAUGGACGCCUUCAGGAAACUCCCGUUCCAGGCGAUCACGGCUCAGCUUGCAGGAGUGAAAAGCCAGCAGUGGUCAGAAGAGGCAUCAAUAGUGUUCCGGAAUCUUGUAGAGAAGAAACCCUUGGUGGCACAGAUAGAGUCAGUUCACGAGAGCACUAACUCUUGGGAUCGAAAAAUAGUGACUUUUCUAGUGGACACGUCUCUUCCAGAUACCGAUUUAUGGAUUCAUGAUUUUGUGUCUCAAAGUCUUGUGGAAUUUUGA
Messenger RNA from Eurypyga helias (sunbittern), 1914 nucleotides. RefSeq names its product tudor domain containing 7 (gene TDRD7). The transcript has 11 exons. Lineage: Eukaryota; Metazoa; Chordata; Aves; Eurypygiformes; Eurypygidae. Bases 1 to 1914 code for a protein of 637 amino acids. The record is from RefSeq and is a predicted model, not a curated record. Gene Ontology annotation, biological process: spermatogenesis; lens morphogenesis in camera-type eye; lens fiber cell differentiation.